UUUGAUUCUUCGUUUACCAAGCGCUCGCGUCCGGGUAGGGCCGGCCUUCAUGGAGACUUGGCUUGCAUGUCUAGUGGCUUUGCUGGGAACCGCCUGUGUGGCCGUUUUUGGAAUGCGGGCCUACCAGUCGCUGCGGCGGUGGCAAAGGAAGCAAGCACGUUUGGAUACCAUCAACAAUGAGUAUGAGAAUUUGCGAUCGAUCAGGAAGGAUGCUGUGUAUCAUCAUGGAUGGGCACAGUCCCGUGGUGAGUUCAAAGAAGCCCAAGACCACGAGGCUCACGUGGAGGACAUCGACAAGUGCAUCCGGCAGCAAUUCUCCGGUGAAACGAAGAGUCACGAAGAGGAAGCUGGCCAUUCUUCGAGAGCAGUACAAAGCUGUUGAGGACGGGCGGCUCGAUGACUUCGCUGGAGUUGUGAUCAAUGAAGGAUCCAAGGAGAAAUGACCUCUCAAGCGUUGAAAAGAAGAUUACAGUGCUAUGUUUCCGGGACGGGAUUACAAUGCCUGAGAUGUCC
Messenger RNA from Durusdinium trenchii, 513 nucleotides. The record is from the annotation of a GenBank genome assembly. NCBI's taxonomy places the organism in Eukaryota, Dinophyceae, Suessiales, Symbiodiniaceae.